AUGUCAUAUAUAUGUCAUCUGAAGUUCACCACCUCCCAGUGCAUUGGUACCCCCUAUGACGGUUUUGGCUGGGGUGCAGCUAAUGGCCUAGCUUGGGAAGCCAACAGUGCUCAAUAUAGCACUGCUCCCUACGCUGCUGGUAACUGGGCUCCAUCACCAUGUUCUGCUGCCCCCUAUGGAACAGAAUGGACUGCUAGCUUUGCUCCAAUGGCAUCAAAUGGCGGCGGCUUUGUUGUAAACAGUGGUUCCCCCAUUUCUGUGACCGGAGUUGCUUUAACAUCAGAAAAUGCAUAUGAAGGCGCCCUUGCUGUAUCUGGUGCUCUGCCAUUCUUAGGUGCUGUAGCAUUGGAAGGUCCUCUCCCUACUGCUGGUAUGGGCGGUGUUACAUAUGGUUGUGGAAAUGGAAAUGUAGCUAUAUUGAAUGAAGAUUUCAAUCAUGCUGGUUACAAUGGCUUUGGUUCACCAUACGGACCCUAUGGAGCUGAAAUCGGUUAUGGGUACUCUCCUGUGGGUUAUGAAACCUAUCCUGGUCACGCUCAUAUAUGCAGCUGUGGUUAUUAA
This is a messenger RNA of Melitaea cinxia (Glanville fritillary), 561 nucleotides long. Its product is annotated as chorion class B protein PC10-like. Gene Ontology annotation, molecular function: structural constituent of egg chorion. The record is from RefSeq and is a predicted model, not a curated record. Gene Ontology annotation, cellular component: egg chorion. Gene Ontology annotation, biological process: multicellular organism development; chorion-containing eggshell formation. NCBI's taxonomy places the organism in Eukaryota, Metazoa, Arthropoda, Insecta, Lepidoptera, Nymphalidae. Bases 1 to 561 code for a protein of 186 amino acids. The transcript is spliced from 2 exons.